UAUCCCUCUUUCCUUCGCUAUGAAAAAUAUUUGGACAAACUAGACUAACGACUGCCAGCCCUAGUUAAUUAGCUAAUUAUGAUGCUGGUUUAUAUUAUUUGUUGAAGGAAUCAAAACCGGAGUGUGUAGUGGUUACGACCGAUUUAUCACCUCGGGAUUACUUGCAAAGGGCCGUCCUCCGAGCUGCUGGGAUAACUUUGGAGAAGUUCUUUGUAUUCGGGAUAGUCAGACAGCUUGGCCGACAAGCUGAACAUGGACUGGGGCACAGAGCUUUGGGACCAAUAUGACAUCAUUGAGAAGCACACGCAGGCUGGCCAGGAGCUGGUGGAUAAGUAUGUGAAAUUUGUGAAGGAGAGGACAGAGAUUGAGCAAAACUAUGCCAAACAACUGAGGAACCUUUCAAAGAAAUAUAACCUUAAACGAAGCGGCAAAGAUGAACCAGAGUGCAGGUUGUCCAGCUACCAGUCUUUUUUGGAAAUCCUGAAUGAGAUGAAUGACUAUGCAGGGCAGAGAGAGCUUAUUGCUGAGAACAUGAUGAUGAACAUUUGCAUCGAUCUCACCAAGUACCUGCAAGAGCUCAAGCAGGAGCGAAAGACGUAUCUGAUGGAGGCCAAGAAGGCCCAGCAGAGUUUGGAGAGCACCUGCAAGCAGCUCGACAGUAGUAAAAAGCGCUUUGAGAGGGAAUGGAGAGAAGCAGAGCGAGCAGCACAGUACGCAGAGAAGACUGAUCAAGACAUCAAUGCCACAAAGGCUGAUGUAGAAAAAGCCAAACAGCAGGCUCAUAUGAGAGCACACGUAGCGGAGGAGUGUAAGAACGAUUACGCUGCUCAGCUUCAGAAGUACAACAAAGAGCAGAACCAGUUCUAUUUUAAUGAUAUGCCACUCAUUUUCAAUAAAUUGCAGGAUCUGGAUGAGAGGCGAGUACGGAAGUUGGCGCAAGGCUACAUCUUGUUCUCAGACACAGAGAAGCAUGUGAUGCCUAUCAUUGGCAAGUGCCUGGAAGGCAUUACUAAAGCCGGCACUAAUGUUAAUGAGAGGAAUGACUCCAUGGUUAUAAUAGAGCAGAACAAAUCAGGCUUUGAACGUCCGGGAGAUGUGGAGUUUGAGGACUACAGUCAGGGCAUCAACAGAGCCUCAUCUGACAGCAGCCUGGGCACGCCCAAAGGCCCCAUGGAACUUUUGGGGAAGAACAGGAGCAAAAACUUUUGGCUUUUCAGCAAAAAGAGUAAGCUCUCCCCCUCCACGCUCCCACCUUUCUCCACACCCCCCGCCCCCUCGCCCGCUAAUGGACCCCCUUCCCCCAAGUUCGGCCGGGACCCCCUGUCGUACUGUUUGAAGGAGAUCAAUAAGACAGUCAAACCCAGAAUCUCUUCCUUCCGGACGCUCAGGAGAUCGAAGUUUACCCCAGAGAGAAUCAUGCCUAUGGUGACGGAGGACUUCGCCCAUCUUCCUCCGGAGCAGCGCAGAAAGAGGUUACAACAGAAACUAGAGGAAAUUAGCAAAGAGCUGCAAAAGGAAGUGGAUCAGAGUGAGGCCCUGGGGAAAAUGAAAGAUGUGUAUGAGAAAAAUCCUCAAAUGGGAGACCCUGCUAGUCUGGCAUCCCAAAUCAGCCAGACGUCCCAGAAUAUAGAGCGGCUCAGAGGAGAGCUCAACAAGUAUGAGACUUGGCUGGCUGAGGCAGGAGGUCGAGGGGACACGUUGCGCUAUAAAACUCACACAUUCAACAACAACGGAGCUCACGAUGUACUCAGCCCUGAUGGAGCUCACUCUGAUGAAAGCACUCCUGAUCCCUCCCAGGCCAUCUACGCUGAGUUUGAUGAUGACUUUGAGGAUGAGGAACUAACCGUUCCUAUUGGGACAUGCACAGCCAUGUACAGCUUUCCAGGUGCCAGUGAAGGGACCAUCUCUAUGCAGGAGGGGGAGGUGCUGGCCGUGGUAGAGGAGGACAAAGGGGACGGCUGGACCCGUGUCCGUAGGAACAAUGGGGAUGAGGGAUACAUACCCACAUCUUAUGUCACCAUCAGCCUAAGCAAAUGAAACAAGCGAGGAACAAGAGAAGGCGCAAUGGUCACUUCACCAAACUGUAUGCAGUGCUUCCCAUGGGACCAAUCAUAAAGAAGCCACAGCACUAUGGGCGGGACCACUGGUGUAUCCAGAAGGGGAUCCAAAUAAGGUGCUUUGAUUUCUUGAGAAAGGUGCCUUGAAUAGGUAGAGGAAUGGUGCUGGCAGUAUGUUACUCCUGGAUUACAUUACAUUAUUGUCAUCCCAGUUACCUACGCCACCUGAAGCACAAGGUUAUUUCACUUUAUCAUAUCAUGUCAUUUUUUGGUUAUGGUUAAAAAAUGUUUUGCAUGGAUUUUAGCCUCCACCAUGGUACAAGUGCUGGCCUCGUUCCACAGCCUGAUAAGACAUGCGCUUCUGAAUGUGAGAGGAAGAAUUAGAGAAGGAGGAGGAAGAUGAGUGCUGCUGCCAUCUUUACACUGAGAGUUAAUACCAGUAGGAGGAAGUUACCUCACACGUUUACUUUUUUAAGUUCAAAACGGACCUGCUGUUCUCAUUCCUCUCACGCGUGCCACUUUCUAGCUUUACUAGCACUUGUGAAGAUGUAUGGCACUGUCACUUUGCUCAUUUUGGACUUAAGAUCUUAAGUGUCCACAGGGGAUGAGUGAGGUUUAAAGGAGAAUACUUAACCUUUGGUUUUCAGCUAUUUGUGAGACCAGAUGUGUUGACAGCUCUCCCAUCAUAAUAUAUCACAUGCACACAACACUCUAAUGUUCAGACAAUCACAGCCAUAUCAUCAUUUAAGUUCAUUUUUCAAUCUUUAGCAGUAACAAGGACAUAGCAGUUGUUUUUUCUAAUAGUUACAACCUGAAAAUUGUACUAAAAAUUAUUUAUUACAAACGUGUAUGUUCUAUGAAUAAAAUUUUCAAGUUUGACAGAAGUUGUACUUUGUAUUAAGGAUGUUCUCACAUUGUUUUUCCCCCUUGCACACAUAGUGGACAGUCUGUAGCCACAAAAGGGAGUAAAUAAUGCACACAAAAUGUGCUACAUUAAGACUAUUGUAUUUAUGUAAUAAAUAAUAUAUAUUUUAGCCAUCACAACACCACUAUUGUCUUAUUAGCUUUUUUUUAACCAUUCAAAUAAAGAUUACUACAUCGUGAGAGAAAACUAAAAGUCUCUAAUAAUGUCGCUAAUGUUUUAUUUGGAUUUAUUUUCACAUCUUCUCCAGUCGAUCCAUGUCCUGUUUUUUUAUGUCGUUAUGGAGCCAGCAAGAAGCAGAAACUGAUCAUGUGUCUUUGGUGCCUUUUAGGUUAAAAACAUUGUGUAUAGACCAUUUUUGCAUAUAAGACAUUUUGUUUUCUUAAUAAAUGUAAAGCACAUUUCAAA
Centropristis striata (black sea bass) is the source of this 3387-nucleotide messenger RNA. It is a transcript of the gene trip10a, whose product is annotated as thyroid hormone receptor interactor 10a. NCBI's taxonomy places the organism in Eukaryota, Metazoa, Chordata, Actinopteri, Perciformes, Serranidae. Bases 253 to 2037 code for a protein of 594 amino acids. The record is from RefSeq and is a predicted model, not a curated record. Gene Ontology annotation, molecular function: protein binding. The transcript has 16 exons. Gene Ontology annotation, biological process: signal transduction.